Boeremia exigua is the source of this 1006-nucleotide messenger RNA. Its product is annotated as DnaJ domain-containing protein. The record is from RefSeq and is a predicted model, not a curated record. Lineage: Eukaryota; Fungi; Ascomycota; Dothideomycetes; Pleosporales; Didymellaceae. Bases 197 to 1006 code for a protein of 269 amino acids. The transcript has a single exon.
UCUUUUGGUUAAAUUCUGAAGACCUUUGUUGUCGCUCCUCGCCAAGUUUGACUCUUUUGAUCAUCGCUCUCCAUUCAUUUUGUCUUUCGCCGAUCGCUCGGUUAUUCGCCAUCUUGUCUGCCUAUGACUGCGGAAUUUUCACUGUACCUGUCACGAUUACUCUUGAGACGUACGGAGAGUGAAACUUACAACAACAAUGUCUGACUUCGUUGAUGGACUUUUCUUCAGGCUAGCAUGCGAGCAACCGCUCCCUCGUAGCACCAUCCAGGGUCGGAGGGCAGACAAGGCUUCCACCGCAAAGCCGUACACCCGCGCACAAGCAAGAUCUGAACAGCAGACAGAAAGUCUACAAUGUCCGCUUUUCCGUACUCCGACAGCCAACAAGAAGCGUACCCGCAAGCCCGAGUUCGAGAUUCUUAUCGACACUAACAUUGUUCAAUCUACGCCCGUUCAAUCGCCAAAGAAACCUAAAACAAACGAACGCGUUCCACUUGCCAUCAGGACGGAUUCUGCAAACGUCACGCCAGUCCCCUCUCCGCGUUGCUCCAGUACACCUUUCCCACUCUUACCAUCAGAUCCAUUGUGGGAAAAUGUCGAAAACUACGAUCCUCGUCCCUACCUCAUGACACCGCCUCCUACACCUGUUCGCCGAUCUCCUGCUCCUGAGAACUCCGCGACCGCUCCACCACCUCCGCCGAGUCUUCCACGUCGCUCACCUCGCACAGUCCAGUCUCGCCGACCUCUCUACACCAGACCGCUGUUGCCGCCCGUCGACAUGACCUUGUACAACGUCCUUGAGCUGGAGAACUGGAGGGCGACUGAGGAAGAGAUCAAGGCAGCCUACAAGAAGCUCGCCAGGAACAACCACCCAGACAAGGUCCCUGAGGAGCAAAGGGAAGAUGCUACACAGCUUAUGCAAACUGUGAACGCUGCAAAGGAGGUCCUUCUGGAUAGCAAGCGUCGCAGGGCCUAUCACAGGAACGCGAAACUUCCUUGGACCACGUAG